Messenger RNA from Caenorhabditis briggsae, 882 nucleotides. NCBI's taxonomy places the organism in Eukaryota, Metazoa, Nematoda, Chromadorea, Rhabditida, Rhabditidae. Gene Ontology annotation, cellular component: Mpp10 complex; nucleolus; small-subunit processome. Gene Ontology annotation, biological process: rRNA processing. The record is from RefSeq and is a predicted model, not a curated record. The coding region runs from base 1 to 882 and encodes 293 amino acids. Gene Ontology annotation, molecular function: rRNA primary transcript binding; snoRNA binding. The transcript has 4 exons.
AUGAUUCGUCGAGAAAAUCGUCUCCGACGGGAGUACAUCUUCAGAAAAUCGCUCGAGGAGAAGCAAAAAAGUUUGGAAGAGAAACGUGAGAAGAUUCGUGAUGCUUUGGAGAAUAAUACAAAAAUUGAUUACAAUCUGCGCAAAGAUGCGAUUGAGUUGGCGAAAGGUUCCGAUUGGGGAGGCCAACAAUACGAGGUGGACAGCGAAUAUCGAUGGGCAGGCGCUCAGGAUCCCAAAAUUGUGAUAACUACGAGUCGUGAUCCAUCAUCCCGUCUGAAAAUGUUCUCAAAAGAGAUGAAGCUUAUUUUUCCGAACGCUCAGCGCAUCAAUCGUGGUCAUUACGAUGUAAAGCAAGUUGUGCAAGCCUGUAAGGCACAAGAUUCAACUGACCUAAUUAUUCUCACUGAGACACGUGGGAAUCCAGACGGCAUGAUUGUUUGCCACUUGCCAUUCGGUCCAACAGCUUUCUUCACGAUGGCUAACGUAGUGAUGCGGCACGAUAUUCCAAACUGUGGAACUAUGAGUGAACAGUAUCCACAUCUAAUUUUCGAUAAUUUGAAUAGCAAAUUGGGACAACGCUUUACAACGAUUCUCAAACAUUUGUUCCCCGUUCCGAAACCAGACUCCAAGCGAAUCAUGACUUUCUCCAACGUGGACGAUUAUGUCAGUUUCCGUCAUCACACCUAUAAAACCGAAACCGACGGGGAGAUUGAAUUGAACGAAGUUGGACCGCGAUUUGAACUGAAGCCCUAUCAAAUCAAAUUGGGAACCCUUGAAAAUCUAGCAGCCGCCGAAGAUGAAUGGGUGCUCCGAACCUACACCAACACCGCUCGUAAACGCACAUUCCUCAGUAUCGCGAGAAACGACGAUGACGAGGAAUAG